AGAGCACAUGAUGACAAAUCAUACCCCAAAGUGACCUCACAUUAUCGACUUCUUUGUUGUUUCAAGUUAGCUAGCUAGCAAAUGUGAGCUAGCGUGGUAGCGUACUGAUGAAUGAUGAUGCAUUCAAUGACCACGACGUGCUUUACUCAGGCAAAGCAACAGCGUGAAGUUGCCUUUACGACCCCUGUGUAACUUUGGGUUGUCAUCAAGCCACGCUCAGCCAUGCCAUAUUUCAAAACAUCUAAAAAAAAUCUGCCAUUGUCAACAUUGCUGGAUAUUAAGUCACAGAAAUGUGGGCCAAGGUGCACAGUUUUCUCCGUCAAUGGAAAUGAAUACACUGGGGAGUGGCUGGACAACAAGAAACAUGGGGAGGGAAUUCAGGUGUGGAAGAAAUCUGGUGCUAUUUAUGAUGGAGAGUGGAAAUUUGGAAAACGUGAUGGACAUGGUACCUAUGGUGUGCUGCUCCCAGAAUCAAAGGAGUAUGUGAAGAAGUACCGUGGUGAAUGGAAAAAUGGAAAGAAACAUGGGUAUGGGACUUACUUCUAUAGCUCUGCAGUUUAUGAAGGGGAGUGGAGUGAGGACCAUCGGAGUGGCUGGGGAAGAAUGUAUUAUGAGAAUGGAGAUAUUUACCAGGGAGAGUGGAUGAAGGAUAAGAACCACGGACAUGGCUGCAUCCUAUUUGCAAAUGGAAAUUGGUAUGAAGGCUCCUGGCGAGAUGGCAAGAAGAACGGUAAUGGCAAGUUCUACUAUUUUGACAAAGGCCAACUUUUUGAAGGCUUUUGGGUGGAUGGAGUAGCAAAGUGUGGGACCCUGUCUGAUUUUGGGAGGAAUGAAGCACCAACACCGACGAAGUAUCUAAUUCCACAGCUACACCUGGUGGAUAUGCAGUUGGUUUUAAGGGAAGCCCAGUCAACCUACCUUGAGAGGAUCGACAGCAAGUUUUCAGUCCAUGACACACUCACAGACAGUGAAUAAAAAGAGAAAAUACAUGGCAUGGUGACGCUCAGUACGUUCAGUUUUGUCCAAAUAUCUACACCAAAAUAGUUUGUUCUUGUCUGUGGAGCGAACCAAAAACAUCUACUGAUAUUUCAAAUGAGUUGAAAACAAUAGUGGUAUAGUUGUAACAGGUUAAUCCACUUUACCUUCAAAGUAGAUGAUUAAAGUGUAACUGUUUUGAUAAUAAAAGGCUUGCUGCUUACUGUUAUGAUCAUAAAAUGGGACGGGUCAGUUCCAGGCCUUAUAAAACAUUAUCAGACUACAUACAGGAAGAAAAAUACCAAAUGAUAUUACAGAAUUCACUGCAUUAG
Molecule: messenger RNA, 1307 nt
Organism: Epinephelus moara (kelp grouper)
Lineage: Eukaryota; Metazoa; Chordata; Actinopteri; Perciformes; Serranidae
Gene: morn3
Product: MORN repeat containing 3
Exons: 6
Coding region: 223-975 (250 amino acids)
Source: RefSeq, a predicted model, not a curated record